Thamnophis sirtalis is the source of this 822-nucleotide messenger RNA. RefSeq names its product T cell leukemia homeobox 2 (gene TLX2). Gene Ontology annotation, biological process: regulation of transcription by RNA polymerase II; animal organ development. Gene Ontology annotation, cellular component: nucleus. Gene Ontology annotation, molecular function: DNA-binding transcription factor activity, RNA polymerase II-specific; RNA polymerase II cis-regulatory region sequence-specific DNA binding. The record is from RefSeq and is a predicted model, not a curated record. NCBI's taxonomy places the organism in Eukaryota, Metazoa, Chordata, Lepidosauria, Squamata, Natricidae.
AUGGAAGCCCUGGGGCUGGAGCGGGAGACGGGAUCCGCACCGCCACAGCCCUCCGAGCCCAUUCGCUUCGGAAUCGAUCAGAUUCUGGGCUGCCCGCCGCCGCAGAGCUGCGUCGGCGAAACAGCAGCCCUCGAGGGCCACGGGGAAGCAGACCUUGCCCGCCAAAGCAGCGGCUACGAGGCAGAAUAUGGUCCCGCGUGCUCCCUCGGGGCGUACGUUCUUCCGGAGGCGUCGCCGGGCGGGGUGAUCCGAGUGCCCGCGCACCGCCCGAUUCCCUCCGUGGCCGUCCAUCCUCGGCCGGCGGGAGCCAGCCUUCCCUUCCCUUGGAUGGAGCACAGCAGGCGACUGACCAAGGACCGGAUGGCAGCCGCGUUGCCGCCCUUCCCCGUGGCCAGGCGGGUCGGCCACCCGUAUCAGAAUCGCACGCCGCCCAAGCGCAAGAAGCCGCGGACGUCCUUUUCCCGAGCGCAGAUCUGCGAGUUAGAGAAGCGGUUCCACCGGCAGAAAUAUUUAGCGUCCGCAGAGCGAGCUGCCCUGGCCAAAGCGCUGAAGAUGACCGACGGCCAGGUCAAGACGUGGUUCCAGAACCGUCGCACAAAGUGGAGGCGACAGACGGCGGAGGACCGCGAGGCGGAGCGCCAGCAGGCCAGCCGGUUGAUGCUGCACCUCCAGCCGGACCCCUUCCCGAAGAGUCUGGGGCAGCCGCUGCAGCAGGACCCUCUCUGUUUGCACAACGCCUCGCUCUUCGCCCUGCAGAACCUGCAGCCCUGGGCAGAGAACCACGAGGUUACCUCAGUCUCCGGAGCCGCCACCCUGGUGUGA